Danio rerio (zebrafish) is the source of this 2277-nucleotide messenger RNA. Lineage: Eukaryota; Metazoa; Chordata; Actinopteri; Cypriniformes; Danionidae. The record is from RefSeq and is a predicted model, not a curated record.
UCAAGAGAAGUAAAUAAUUAGUUAUUUUAUAUACUUACACAUAAAUGUCUAUAACUUUAUUAUUAUCUACAAAUUGGAAAGUAAUGCUAAAACAGAUUAAGUAGAUGUGCCUAAAAAUGUGACAGGAAGUGUGCCCUAAAGUAAUGGUUUACCAACAUUUUUAAAUGGCUGUUAAUUUACUUACCUUCAGGCUAUUAAGAUGUAGAUAACUAUUUAAAUUCAGUACAGCAUUAAAGAAGAAUUAUAGCUAAAACCAACAUCCUUGAUGACUCAUAAAAUGCUAGUCAGCAGUUACUGACACAAGUGAAAAAUGAAAAUUACAAGCAAAGCUAAAUUAAUACCCUUAGCUUUAAACGAUACAUUGAGAACUUCUGAAGCAAAACAAUGAGCCUGUGCGUGGAACUGGACAUUAUUUGCCUCUGGCUAUUGACCAUCAAAAUGAUUCUUGUGGUUCUCUUUGCAGCCUUGAAACUGCUGUAUAUUAGCAAUAUAAUUUAUGCUUUAUUUCAUUAUGGAAGAGUUUUUAGAGGUUCCUAAUGUUUGAUAUGCUUCAUUAUGUGACAGGAAACGGGCAUUUGCUGAGGCUGUAGAUUAAAUGCAAUAAUGCAAGAAGUUUUUUUUUUCUUUUUGACCUCACUGAUCAUUACAUUUAAGUCUUAUAUCUAUUGUCUGGUUUUGUCUAAUUAUUUUGUUUACGAGGACCAAUUUCUAAAAUAUUGGAUGAACAUCUGAAAAAAAAAAUCCUCCAUCUUGGAUGACCCGAUGCUAUUGUCCUAAAGCUGUUUAUUCAGGCAGCAGAGGGAGGAGUGUGUGUGGCUGCAUGAAGGGAGGAGUCGCGCACCUGUGAAUCUACACCUGCUUGCCAGAGAGAAGGACAGGACAGCCAAACCGGGGAAGAGGCAGGAGACCAGAGAUACACCGAAACUAAUUCAGAUCCAAAGAAUAAAGAGGGUCCUACAGGCCGAUGACCUCACCUGCUGGCAUCAACCAGAUUGAGAACUGAACUGAAGGAUAGUGAACCCUCAAAGGCAGAUAACAAACAACUGUCACAACGGACGUACCUUUACCUGUACAGAAACUGCCAUUAACACAAUGGCGACCGCAGAACCUGCCCCAGCCUGGUGGAAACUGACCUUCCUGCGAAAAAAGAAAUCGGAGCCAAAAGUGCUGUAUGAAAUCGCAGGAGACCACAGCAGCAAUGGCGGAGAGGCAUCUGGGACCACUGAUGCUGCAACAGACAGCCAGUUUAAUGCCCGCUUGGAGCGCAUUGUGGACAAAACAGCAACAAAGGGGCGACAUGUGAAAGUCUCGCAUUCAGGUCGCUUUAAAGAGAAGAAACGAAUCCGCUCUACUCUAGCAGAAAACCCUGAGCUUUUCCCUGAGGCCGAAACGACAGCUAAUGAGAACAAUAAAAGUGGAAAAUAGAGUCGCUGUGUAAACACACUAGCAUGUGUGUGUAAAGCAGCUCAAGAGGGCCAGCACUCUUCCAAUUGACGUCCUCUGCCGUUUACAAUCGCCUGAAGCUCUGAGCCUGAAGCAAGAGCAGGAUCGCUGAAUUAAUGACUGAUCUAUACUGAUGUUUGGUAACAAAGACAUGCACAAACCCAAAGAUCAGGUUUCUUCACAGAUACACACAGCACCACUGCAUUGUGGUCGACCCUUGAAAGGCUGACAUUUAGCAAAUGUUUAGCAAAGAGAAGGAAUCAAACCAAUCAUAUAGCAGCACAAGAUGUCAGUAAUGAUAGUGGUUAUUCUUUGAUUAUUUCUUAUAUAUUAUAUGGUGAAUCAGUUGCAGCUAGAGCACUUGUGAUUCAACAUAUUAAAAAAUUAUUACAAGCAUUGUGCUACAAUGUUAAAAGGUUUUUUAGUAAUGUCUAUUCCAAAUUUAUACUGUAAUUAUAUUAAACAUAGAUUGCUGGUAUCUUUGAAAAACUAAAUAAAAACAAAGUGUCAUCAUUGCUUGAAUAGACCAAAAUAUAUAUUCUGAAUAAUAACUCUCUUGCUAUAAUACACAAUUUUAGCCUCUUGUGUUGCUGUGUCGGGUUUCAUUUAGAUUUUUAAUCUUGGUUGCUAUUUAUUGUACAGAGAUUUUAUAAAAUGUAAUCUGAAAAUGGAGGGGGUUUAUAAUUGCUUUUUGUUUAAUAAAAUGGUCAAACAUUUGCACAAUGUCUAAUUUAAUAGUUUGCUUAGCUGUGAUUAAACACUUAGUUUUGUACAAAUGUAUGCAUUGUUUCAAAUAUACCUCUGUAGAAAAUAAAUUAUUGCUUUCAAGAUGUG